ACAUAGUAACUAAACCGUUCUGCUUUAGGGAAAAAAGUUGAUUGAACGAAUAGGAUCGACUAUUUUCAUAAACUGCGAUCCGGUGGUGUAGAUUUCUAGCCUUCGUUAAAGCAGGCUGCUUGCUGUUCUUAUAAAAAACUACGAGGAAAUGGCUUGUUCAGUUAUAGGGUACCCAUUAUUAAGGAAUCCAUCGGUUCGUCAUUAUGUGGCUACAGCAGCAGCCGAAUAUACUCCAAUGAUUAGUGAAUGUGUAAAAAUAAUAGCUGGCAAAACUAUUAUUGCCGCUGUUAACCCUACUAGUCCAGUUGCUCUCGUUUCAGUUAUUUUCAAGGCUGGUCCACGUAAUGAAAACUACGAAUCAGAAGGAAUUUCACACGCUAUUAGAAUUUGUGCUGGAUUGACCACUAGUAAAUCCAGUGCCUUUGGAAUUGCAAGAAAUGUUCAACAGCUCGGAGGAUAUUUGACAGUAUCUUCUGAACGCGAAUUUACAUCUUACACCCUUAAAAUUUAUAAAAACAAUCUUGCCCCAGCUCUUCAUUAUUUAAGAGAUGUUAGCGCCUGUCAAUUAUUUCGACAUUGGGAAAUAGCAGAUGAAAUUCCAAGAUUACGUUACGAGUCGUCAACAAUCCCUGAUAAUAUACUGGCUAUCGAAUUACUUCAUAAAGCUGCUUAUAGAGAGGGACUUGGAAAUUCCCUUUAUUGUCCAAAAAGACAUAUUGGAAAAUUUGGAACAGAUGCCUUAAAUGAAUUUGUUUCAAACUACUUCACUGGUUCCCGAUGUGCGAUUGUGAGUUCUGGCUUAUCUUUCGAGAAAUUGGAAGAAUUUGCUUGUUCGGUGGAUGCUUCCACUGAGAUGUGUGGCGACAUACCGUCUAAAUACCAUGAAAGAGAAUGUCGUAAAGAUCGUCUUUCUAAUCUGGCGCACGUGGCUGUAGCAGUCGAAGGAAGUAGUUUUGAAAAUCGUAAAGAUUGUAUUGCUUUUGCAAUUUUACAAAAAAUUGCGGGUCACGGCCCUCAAGUGAAACGAGGAGGGAGUCAAACUUCAUUCUACAAAGCGGUUUCUCAAGCUAGUGAAGAUAUUUUUGCUGUAGGUGCUUUUAAUGCAGUUUACAGCGACAGCGGACUAUUUGGUUUUAUUCUUAAUGCUCCAAGUAAAACAGCAGGAAGCUUGGUCAAAGCUGGUGUACAAUGGUUGCGAUCGCUCCAAAUUACAGAUGAGGAUGUUGUACGUGGAAAACAAAAUUUUAAAUUGGAUGUUUUUGAUACUGCUAAUAGUAUUCAAGCAUAUCACAAUAACAUUAUACAUCAAUUACUAUUUACAGACAAGAUUGUAUCUGUAGAGGAUAUUUUAUGCGAAAUUGAUUCUAUUUCCACGGAUGAUAUCAAGCGUGUUGCUAAUCGGGUGUCUAAGGGUAAAAUUGCAAUGGGUGCAGUUGGUAAUUUAGAAACGGUUCCUUACAUCCAUCAAUUGUAAAAGAGAACAUUUAUAGUAUGACUAGUAAAGUUUUCAAUUUUAUAAGAACUGAAACGCAAAUGUUAUUAACUUACUAUCUACAGUGUACCAUAACGCAUUGCAACCAUCUAAAUAACAAUACUGUCUGCAUGUAUAUAAAAUAAUGUAAUAAAAAUAAAUAAUUCGUUAAAUUAAUUAGAAAA
This is a messenger RNA of Ceratosolen solmsi marchali, 1656 nucleotides long. RefSeq names its product Ubiquinol-cytochrome c reductase core protein 2 (gene UQCR-C2). Lineage: Eukaryota; Metazoa; Arthropoda; Insecta; Hymenoptera; Agaonidae. Bases 149 to 1474 code for a protein of 441 amino acids. Gene Ontology annotation, cellular component: mitochondrion. The record is from RefSeq and is a predicted model, not a curated record. Gene Ontology annotation, molecular function: metal ion binding. The transcript is spliced from 7 exons.